Molecule: messenger RNA, 3204 nt
Organism: Helianthus annuus (common sunflower)
Lineage: Eukaryota; Viridiplantae; Streptophyta; Magnoliopsida; Asterales; Asteraceae
Exons: 4
Coding region: 1-3204 (1067 amino acids)
Source: RefSeq, a predicted model, not a curated record
AUGAUGAACUCAGAUGGAUUUUUCUUUUUCAAAUUUGACUCUAAGGAGGGUAUGAAUAAAGUUCUUGAGGGGGGUCCAUGGUUGAUACGUAAGAUGCCGUUAUUCCUGAAUGUAUGGGGUCCGACAAUCAGUUUAAAGAAGGAUGGUAUUAAGUCUGUUCCUGUUUGGAUCAAGCUUCAUAAUGUUCCUCUUGCUGUUUACACGGAUGAUGGUCUUAGUCUUCUGGCUUCAAAAGUUGGUGUUCCCAAGAGGUUAGACGCUUAUACAGCUGAUAUGUGUAUUGAUAAUUGGGGUCGGACCAGUUAUGCUCGUGCUUUGGUGGAGAUAAAUGCAGAAAAGGAAUUGAAGAAUCAAGUAGUAGUUGCUAUUCCAAAGAUGGAUGAAGAGGGUUUUGUAAAGGAAAAUAUUAAAAUAGAGUACGAGUGGAAACCACAUCGAUGUGAUACUUGUCGUUUAUUUGGCCAUAAUAAUUUGUCAUGCCCGAGAACUCCGAAGGAUAAAGCAAAACAGGUUAUUAUUGAUGAGGAGGGGUACAUUAUGGAUAAAAGGAAAACAGCAAAGUAUGGUUUUCCACAGAAAAAACAAAAGCCGGAGUUCAUGUACAAGCCUAAGUCUAAUUCUACGGGUGCUAGUGCCUCAGGAACGAAAGAUCAGCCGGAAGCCAUAAGAGUGUCCUAUCCUGUGGACACUCAAAAUAAGUUUGAAAGUCUAGCAGAUGAUACUUUGAAAUCAGGUACAUUAAAUGAGUUGCAUUCUGAGGAGCCAAUUUAUGAGAAGAUUGAUGGAACAGGGAGUAGCCGAGUUGUUAAGAGUUCAAAACAACCAAAUCAGAGUAAUGCUGAGGAGGAGGGUUUUGUUGAUCCUAUCCAAACGGAAGUUUCGUCUUUUAUGAGUAUGAAGACAAAGAAUGAUCGUUCUGAGGGGGCAAGCACUCCCGUUGACAUGGAGUCUCACGUGGAGGUUUUAAAGCUUUCGAAAGUGUGUGGUAGAGUGUUUAAAAAGUGGGAAUGGACGUCCAAUGGAGGGGUAUGUAACAAAGGGACCAGAAUCAUUGUGGGAUGGAAUGAUGAUCGUAUUCAGCUUAUGGUGCUAGCUCAAACAGACCAGGUUAUGCAUGUCCAGCUUAAGUCUAACAUCGAUUCCAAAGUAUUGUUUGUGUCUUUUGUCUAUGCUAAGAAUACUUACCAAGAACGACGGGUUUUAUGGCAAGACCUAUGCAAGCAUAGGUUGGUAGUCAGGAAUCAACCGUGGAUUGUGAUGGGGGAUUUCAACUCGGCCCUUUAUAUGGAUGAUUGUUUGCAUGGAUCCUCCACUCCUACGACAGGUAUGAGGGACUUUUUUGAAUGUGUUCAACAUAAUGAGUUGCUAGAUAUUCCAGGCCAUGGUCUUCAUUUUACGUGGAACCAAAAACCUAGAGAUGGAAUAGGCGUCCUAAAGAAGAUUGAUCGGGUGAUGGGUAAUGUAAAUUUCCUAGAUGAUUUCCCGAAUGCUCAUGUGGUUUAUCACCCUUACCGAUUGUCGGACCACACACCAUGUAUUUUGAAAACGGCUAGAGAGGUUCGGCCAAAGCCAAAACCUUUCAAGUUUGCUAAUUUCAUUGCUACUAAGGAUGGUUUUAAGGAGUGUGUAAUGGCUGAAUGGAGCAAAAACAUUGUAGGUAUUCCGAUGCUCUCAGUGGUAAAAAAGCUACGAAACCUGAAACAUCCCUUACAGAAUCUUCUACACAAACAAGGUAAUUUGCAUGCUAAAGUUAAUGAACUUAGAUCUAGUCUGGAUGAAGUUCAUAAGCUGAUUGACCAGAACCCGUUUGAUGCUGAGCUUCGGGUCAAAGAAUCAAACAUUAUAAAGGAGCUUCAUAGUGCUGCUUAUGAUGAGGAGUCUUUCGUGAAACAGAAGGCUAAACUUGAUUGGCUUAGUGCGGGAGAUGGCAACACGACACAUUUCCACAAUUUUGUUAAGAGUAGGAAUGCAAGGAGCAAAAUUCACUCAAUUAAUGAUGCUAAUGGUAAUCAUUUUGAAGGUUCAGAUGUGGAAUGUGCUUUAGUUGAUCACUAUAUGAAGUUUUUGGGAAUCGAGAAUGAGGUUGAUGAUAUGUCUAUGGAGGAUUUGUUUUCAAAGACCGUUAACCCAGUUGAAGCUAAUCAUAUGAUUCGGCCUGUGACUUGUGAAGAAAUAAAGGCUGCAAUGUUCAGUAUUGGAGAUAAUAAAGCUCCCGGGCCAGAUGGUUUCACGUCGGUUUUCUUCAAGAAAGCUUGGGAUAUAGUGGGUGAGGAGGUCUCGGAUGCUAUUAUGCAGUUUUUUGAUAAUGGUAAAUUGCUUCAGCAGGUAAACCACACUAUAAUUGCUCUCGUUCCUAAAGUUCCUACUUCCUCUUCGGUUUUGGAAUAUAGACCCAUCUCUUGUUGCAAUGUCAUUUUUAAAUGCAUUAGCAAAAUUUUGGCAGAUCGAAUAAAAGGUAGUUUGGGUAGUUUGGUGAAUAUAAAUCAAUCAGCGUUUGUUCCGGGUAGGAGGAUAUCUGAUAAUAUUCUGCUCACUCAGGAGUUAAUGCAUAAUUACCAUCUUCAUAAGGGAAAACCAAAAAUAAGGGAAAACCAAGGUGUGCUUUCAAGAUUGAUAUCCAGAAAGCCUAUGAUACGAAUGGUUGAUUGGAUUAUGACAUGUGUUUCCACCGUUUCCUUUUCUCUGAGCGUCAAUGGGAAUCUUUGUGGUUAUUUCAAAGAAACUAUGUAUGUUGAAUAUGAAUGGUUCCCGUGUAGAUGUUCUAAAUGCUGUGUUUUUGGCCACUCGAUUGAAACUUGUCCUCAAACCCCAAAGAAGCCUGCUAAUGUUAAGAAGCCUGCUAAUGUUAAGAGGGUGGAUCAGAAUGAUAAGGGUCAAGUGCAUGAGAAUCGUUAUGCGAAGAAGUAUCCGGUUGUUGAUGAAGAUGGGUAUCAAGGGGUUCCGACUAGGAAAGUGGCUCGCAAACAGGGAUUCCAAGUUAAUAAACAAAAACAGAAAUUUGAAUAUAGACCGGUGAUUGCAAAACCGAACGGGGAGGUGAAAAAAGAUGCUUCAUCAAGUGCUGUUGAAUCUCAAAACCCUUUUGCUGCUUUGAAUGACAUUGAAGGUGAUGGGUUCGUUGACUCAGAUAGUGAGGAGGUUGUGGAGGGGGUUGAACCGCCCUCUGAAACAACAGGAGGUUCGGCAAAUUGUAAAGGAGAAUAA